CGGCUUGCUGCCGGCUCAUCGCCAGGGCUGGCUGUAUCGAAACGAACAAACAAUUCCCCUCCAAAUGGAUGGCGGAAUGCCGCGGAAGCGCAUGGGCAACGGUUGCCGUACAUGCAAAUUGAGACAUGUCAAAUGUGACGAAUCCAAGCCCCAUUGCAAUCGGUGUCUGAAGGCUCGGCGCAGAUGUCUCGGAUACUCGGUGACAACAAAAGAUGAUGCUUCUUCUUCCCCGGUGGCUUUUCUCGUCAUGGCUCAAGGCUCAAAUCGACCGGAAUGUGAUGCCAAAGCUCGGCGGGCAUUUCAAUUCUUCUACGAGGUAUGUCAGGCUUCUUUUUCACGGUACGAAAAGAACAGUGCCGUCUGGACCAGGAUGGUGUUGCAGGCCAGCCACUGCGAGGAGAGCAUCAAGCACCUGGUGAUUGCCGCCUCGUGCUUGGGUCUAUGUCGACGCCGCGGUGGACCGACCUCGGCCAGUGAAGACUUCACGUCCUUCCUCUUUCAUCACGGAAGAGCCUUGGCCUUGCUGAGCCGCGGUCAAUGGCAGAAAAAGCCUUCUGUUAUCCUGCUAGCGUGCCUGUUGUUGGUGCUUUGCGGACAGCUUCAGGACCGGGACGAUCUCGCCGCUCAACAUGCACAAGCAGGCAAGAAGAUCUUGGCAUCCCAUUAUAUUGAUGGAGGCCUUCAUUCUCAUGCUCACAUGAUAGACCCGGCAAUUGACGAGAUCGCCGUGGUUUUUUCGAAAUUGAACAUUGACCGUAAAGACGGUAGUAGUCUGCACAUGGCCAUGCCAGGGAUGCUAGGGCUGCCUGGACCACCGACGGAGCUCCCCACGACGACUCAGCAGCUCAUAUGGUCAUUCUGAAGUUGUAGCCCAGCUGCAUUCCCGGGUGGUUCUAUCUCGAUUUAUUCUUGGCUGUGAAGAACGAAGAUUGUUUGCUCUCGGCCUCGUGAAAGCACCUUUGAGUGGUACUCCGUACAACACGAGCAGGAGCAGUGUCAAGCAAUGGUUUACUGGUUACCACUUCAACACGGAGGAAAUAGUCGAAGCAUUGAUUACCGAGUGAAACUUGGGUGGCGCGUUCGACUCCAGCGUUUUGGUGUGAUAGAAAGGUAAUUUCUGUAUGUAUAUCUAUGAAUUGACCUCAGACGAAGUCUACUGUAACAAUGAAAAACAUACAAGUCAG
Molecule: messenger RNA, 1184 nt
Organism: Exophiala oligosperma
Lineage: Eukaryota; Fungi; Ascomycota; Eurotiomycetes; Chaetothyriales; Herpotrichiellaceae
Exons: 2
Coding region: 65-862 (265 amino acids)
Biological process (GO): regulation of DNA-templated transcription
Molecular function (GO): zinc ion binding; DNA-binding transcription factor activity, RNA polymerase II-specific
Source: RefSeq, a predicted model, not a curated record